CCCCCAUUCGCUGGGUCCGCCCGCCCAGCCCUGCCCAGACUGCGGGAGCGCCGCGCCCACAGCCCGCCGGGCAGCCCCGGACAGCGCCGGCAGCCCCGCAGGCAGCGGGCAGCACCGGACAGCGCCCGCAGGUUCCCCUCUCAGAGACAGCCCCCACCGGGCACCUCAGCAGCGAGAUGAACCCCACCGUGGGCAUCGCUGUCAUCCUGACAGUCCUCCAGGCCGCCCACUGCCAGAUGAUCAAGGACCUGAGUGCCUGCCUGCUGGGCCAGAACCUGCGCGUGGACUGUCGCUAUGAGAACAAAACCGACAACCCCCUGACCUACGAGUUCAGCAUCACCAAGGACAACAGGAAGCACGUCAUCCACAGCACCAUCAGCGUCUCCGAGAACAUCUACCGGAGCCGAGCCAACGUCACCAUGCACAAGAACCUGGUGUGCCUCCACCUGCAGAGCUUCACCACCAGCGAUGAGGGCAUCUACAUGUGCGAGCUGAAGGCCACCAACGACUACACCGGCAACCAGAUAAAGAACAUCACUGUUAUCAAAGACAAACUGGAGAAAUGCGCCGGCUUCAGCCUCUUGAUCCAGAACACCUCGUGGCUCCUGCUGCUGCUCCUUUCCCUUCCUCUCCUGCAAGCCGUGGACUUCGUGUCCCUGUGAAAGGCGAAACGCACACACACACACACACACACACACACACACACACACACACACUCACAGCGCUCGCACACACACGCACGCACACACCGAGCACCCCAGCCACCCCGCCUUCCUCGCAGCCCCUGGAAAGAGAAGCUGAAGCGUCUGGAAGCCGUGAAACCUCUCUGUGUUAUCUCUAUUUAGCCGUAUAUUUACGCUAACCACCGUCCCGUGCCGAGGCCCACCAUCCCACGCACACGCGCCCCGCUCCGAAGCAUGGUGGCUCUGCUAGGCAGCGUUGCUUCUCCCAUCGCUCCUCCCCGCUCCGUAGGCUGGCUGGUUUGCUUGUGCUGGGAGCACUGGAGGCCUCAGCCUCGCUUGUCCCAUCCCUUUAACUCUUGGGGUUUGCCUGUUCUCAACUGGGGAAAGACAGCUGGAUUGGCAGGUAAGAGAGGGGGGUGAUGCGAGAGCGUGUGGAGGGUGCCCGUGGUGGGUGCUGUGCCUGUGGCCCCUGGAGGUGACAGGGCUCUUGGUGUCCCCACCCGCCCUGCCUGCCUCACCCUGCUCCUCUCACCCUGAGCUGCCACGGCUGGGAGAGGGCACAGAAUGACUCAGUGAAUGGGGAGCCAUGGGACGCUGCUGGGCCUGGCAGGCUGGGAGGAGAGAGGGGAGCAGGUCUAGGAGACACCAUGAACCCCCCCUGCCUCCUUAGGGCUCCUCUGGGACCCUGGGAACGGGCUCAGUGCAAAUGUGCUUCGGCAACAAGUUUUUCCUAAUCUAUUUCUUACAGCUGAGCUGGAAGUGAGGCCUCCUCCAGACACCAUCUGGUACCUUUGGGCUGCCCAAGCCAGAGACACCACUCGCUCUCCCCGGGGACCAGCCCUUAGCUGUGACGAGAGAAUUGCUGCCAGCACCAGUGGAGGCAAGCAGAGCCUCUCUGAGCUAGCCACAGCCCCACUGCCCUCCCCAAGCCCUCAGAGCUGUGCCCGGGCUGGCUGGUGAGGAGGGGGUUCCCCUCUGGGAGCGUGACCCCAAGGUCUCUGCAGGGACUCCUCUGUAGGGGCACUUUGUCUUCCCGAAGGGAACAUCUGGAGCUAUCCCCAGCCCUUCCUCAUGGAGAGGCAGAGCAGUCUUCCUCAAAUCCCACCGUGCUCCUGGGAGGAGCCCGUGUGCCCCCUCCCCUCUCCCUCCUCCCUUUCAGCAUUUCCCCGUCUCCCUUUAAGAGCAGCAAAGGACCGAAGGGCAGCCCACAACCUCAGCAAGGCCAGGAUGGUGCCAGGGGUUGGCGAGAGCAGGGACAGGGAUGGCCAGCACAGCUCAGAUCUGCCAGCCCAGGGCUGCCCACGGGACCCCGAGGAGCCUCACCCAGGGGAGGGCACAGGGAAAGGAAGAGGCAGGAGCAUCCAGCUGUGCCACCCGUGCAGCCCGGGCUGUGCCACCACGGCUGAGAGCAAUACACAGCAGCUGCUCCCCACUCCUUGCUCCUCUCCAGAGCUGCUUCCUACCCCUGUGCCCGUCCCCUGCCCAUCCCUGCCUGCUUGCUUGCUGUCUAGUGCUGCUGAGGCCGUGCCCAGCUGAGGCCUGGCUGUGCCCAGCUCCCUGGGCGUGCUGGUGAGCGCCGGGGCAGGCGCAAAGCCCAACGGCAGAGCGCGGACGCGGCUCGAGUCUCAUUUUUUUGUGAACAUUUGUAGUUAUUUCCACAGCUUGUCGUCAAAGAAAUUCUGUUAAGGGAAAAGGGAAAAAAAAAAAAGGAAAAAAAAGAACCCUAUGAAAAGCAACAAGAAAAAAAAGACCACCUUACCAUCCAAGGAGUGUUUCUCUGUCUGCACAAUAAAACCCUACCUAGGUUCUGUGUUGGA
Messenger RNA from Lonchura striata (white-rumped munia), 2500 nucleotides. RefSeq names its product Thy-1 cell surface antigen (gene THY1). Gene Ontology annotation, molecular function: GTPase activator activity; integrin binding. Gene Ontology annotation, cellular component: dendrite; myelin sheath; external side of plasma membrane. Gene Ontology annotation, biological process: cell adhesion; positive regulation of focal adhesion assembly; integrin-mediated signaling pathway. The record is from RefSeq and is a predicted model, not a curated record. NCBI's taxonomy places the organism in Eukaryota, Metazoa, Chordata, Aves, Passeriformes, Estrildidae.